Molecule: messenger RNA, 6407 nt
Organism: Psammomys obesus (fat sand rat)
Lineage: Eukaryota; Metazoa; Chordata; Mammalia; Rodentia; Muridae
Gene: Slc71a1
Product: major facilitator superfamily domain containing 14A
Exons: 12
Coding region: 3800-5272 (490 amino acids)
Biological process (GO): transmembrane transport
Cellular component (GO): membrane
Molecular function (GO): transmembrane transporter activity
Source: RefSeq, a predicted model, not a curated record
UUUGCUUAUUAUCAAAAUAAGCCUGCACACUAAAGGUGUAUAUUUAAAGCAUAUAUUUAAAAGUUAUGGUAAGGGUAGGCAUGGUGGCACACACUUUUGAUCCCAGGACUCAGUAGACAGGCAGGAGGAUCUUCUUGAAUUCCAGUCCAGGUAGACCUACACAGUGUAACCCAGUCGGGGUUAGUGUGUGUGGGGGGGGAGUUAAUAGAAUUCAGGUCUUCUCCCCAUGGUUAUUAGUGUAACAGAAAUAGGUUCACUAGUUUUUAUUUGUAUCCAGUUUUGUAAAUUUAAGCUUUUAUUAUUGACUCUAUAAGCCACUUUUUACCUGAUUGAAAAGUUGAAACCAUUGUUCACAGAGGAGUCUGCUUAGUCUCCAUUGUCUGCCCCGCUUCAUCCUAAAGCGCCUUCUGUGGGGAAGGAUUUCCAUAAGCUAUGGUUGUUUCCUUCUGAAAGGCAGACAUAUGUGUCACUAUGUUUACUGUGGUUCUUUUCCUGCCCUGUCUCUCAUGUUCUCUGUUCUACAAGGCUUUCUUUUCUGAGGUCUGUUUGAUCUUAGUGAUUACCUCUAUACUUAAUUUGCUUUGCUUACAGGAUUCUUUUUGUUGUUGUUUGUUUAAACUUCAGCUUCUCUCAGCUUUGACUCUUACCUGAUUGUCCAUGUGCCUACAUUCAGUGAAUACUUUCAUUCCCCUUCUAUCUUGUCAGAUUUUCUUUUGUGUUAUUUUUACUUGUGUUAUAGGAUAGGAACAUAAACAUACACUGUUUUGCAACCCUAGUCUUUAAAAAAAAAAUGACAAGCAAUGUUAUAUGUAGUCAAAUAGCUUUGAAUAACUGACCAAAAAUCAUGUCUUAAAAGUAACUUUGGUGUAGCUGAAGUAUGAAUUUAAGAGGUUAUGAAAAGUUAGAGUAAUCUUUUUUUUUUCAGUCUGGCUCUCAUGUAGCUCAUGGCUACCAUUGAACUUGCUCUAGAAGCUGGCCUUGAGCUCCUGAUCAGUUUGUUUCUACAUCACAAAUGCCAGAUCACAGGUGUGCACCACCACAUCUAGCUUACAGCAAAUGAUCUUCUCAACCCACUCAAAAGAAAUUCCUGUGAUUUAGUUAUGAAGUCUAUUCCACUCUCAACAGCUGCAAGUUGGACUUCAAGGAAGUUUCUAUAUGAGAAUUUUAUCUUUAAAGUAAGUAUGAUGAAAAAUCUUAUUUAUCAGCCAAGAUGCUUUUCUUCUCCCAGCCAUAAAAAUCAGUUUAUUUUUCAUUUCUUGUCAGUAUGGAAGUAGAAGGAACAGAACAUCCAACCAGGUUUAUUUUUAACAUUUUAUUUUGAAACUUGAAAUUUACAGAAAAGCUGCAAUAAUUCAUACACUCAUGUACUCCCCAGACUUUCUCCUUUACCUUGUCUAUUAGUUAUUUAAGCCAUGUAACAAAUAACCCCAAUGUUUGGAGGCCUGAGAAAUCUACCCCCUUGAGCAUUUUUAAGACAGGAGUUCAUAUCUCAGUCUGUUCUCAGAUUUGUCCUUGAAUUUUUUAUUCUCCUGAGUGCCAGGACUUGGGCAUACACUUCUAUGCUGGGUUUAUUUGUUGUUGGAGAUAAAAUCUGCAGCUCAGUGCCUAUAAUGACAAGCACUCCAAAAGAGUACUGUAAAAGGAAUGUUUAUUCGCCUUUGUCAAUUGCAUCUUAGAGGCUUACUGCCUCCUCCUGUUAACCUAGGGCCUAGUCCAGGAAGCAUCUGGCCUCUGUAUAAUCUAAUCUAGGCCCAGAUGUUUCCAGCCUCUGAGACUUACUGCUUAAUAAGUUCAUCCUUUCUUGUUCUGAGCUCAUAGCUGACUGGUUCAAUUCAGCUGUUGUAGCUCAAACUCCUCUCCCAGCUGACUUAUUCAGUGUGGCUUUUCCCUUGGCAUCUGAAUUACUCUGCUUGGCCUCAAAUUAACUUCAGCAAUCUUUUCUAAUUUUCUAGCUCAUCGUUCUCUGCAUUGUCUGACUUGUUCUGUGUUCAUGUGUGUCUAGCUUGUUUUCUCAUUCAACCUCUUUGUAAAACUUUUCCAUAAAACUGCCCCGCCUCUCUGCAUAGCCCCUUAAGUAGCUUCCCUUUCCUCUCUGUUCGUGUGAGAGUCGGGCAUCUACUGUUCUUUCAUAUCUUUCUCUGAUUCAUCAUUUUUUCUGCCACUCAGGCAACACUUUCAAACUUGGGUGCUUGCUUCUAUAAACUAACUUUACCUUCAUUGUUUGAGAUUAAAGGCAUGUACCACCACGCCUGGACCUAAACUUUUCUUUACCUGAUAGUUGCUCUUUACCAGGCUGGCCUUGAACUCAGAUCUGCUUGCCUCUGUCUCCUGGAUUAAAGGUGUGUUUGUAUUCUAGCCGGAUCACACAGACUAGGUCUUUGGAUGUGAUCUUUUGCCAGAGCAGGCAUGUUCUGAAUUAAAAUUCCUCCACAGACUACCUUCCCAGCCCUGCACUGUGGCUAAGCUGGGUAGUCCUAACUAAAGGUCUUGAAGUUUUGUAGUCAGGCUGUCUGCAGGCUUGAGCAGGCCUAGAGGCUCUACUUCCAAGAUCAUCCACAAGCUUUGUAGGAAGUUUCAGCUCCUCAACAGCUGGACCUCUCCUUAGUUCCUCUAGGAUCAUGGCAAAACAAGUGACACCCGGACUGGAGUGAAGGAAAAGCCUAGCAAAACCAUGCAGUGUCUUUUAUGACCUAGCCUCUGAAGUCAGUGCUGUCACUUCUGCUUUUCCCUGUUAAAACAGAAGGGCAUCAGUAGCCAGGCCACAAGCCAGGAGAGAGAGCCCAAUCCACUUCUUCCAGGGAGGAAUAUCGCUGAGUUUGUGACCAUACCUUACUUAGAACCACCACAUUCAGGCCCACUGUACAUUUUGGUUUGUCACUAGCUUCAAAGCAUCAAAGUAUGAGAGUAGAUAGCAUGUGUUGUGCUCUUUAACUACCUAACACUGAAGGUAUGUUUAACAGAAAGGUUUUCAACACAAUUUGUUACCAAAAAUUUGUUAUAAAAAUUUUGCAGGGCAUGAUGGCACAUGCCUUUGAUCGCAGCAUGGAAGGCAGUCAAGCAGAUCUCUGGGUUUGAGGCCAGCCUGAUCUGCAUAAUGCGCUCCUGCCUCAAAAUAAAUAUCAGCGCUGUGGUAAUACUUCAUAAUUUAUAGUCUACUUGUGUCUGCUCUUUCUAGCAGUCUUCUAGUCAAACAUUUUUUAAAAGUCUAUGAAGUGUGACAUAUCUCGUUUAGACUGGCAGAGAAUAAAAUGUCCUGGAACCAGGAGGUAUCUAAGCCAGCAUGAACUAGCUGAGGAUCAGGUCAACAGCUAAAAAAUCUCUACCUUCUACUGACCAUUCCUGGAAAACGGUUGCCCGUUCGGUUGUGUUUUGGUGGGAACGCGGUUGACGUAGAUGCUGGUACCUUGGAACGUUUGGUUAGAGCGUCUGAGAAAGUAUUUGUCAGGUUUGAGUAGGUAAUAACUUUUUGAAACUUUACUUCAUCUAACAAGGAGAAACAGUUAUACCCACGGCCCAGGCACGUGGCUCCACCCAGUCCCGGGGCACCUCCCUUCCCUGGGCUAGUGCAGACCUCAAGGGGCGUGGCCGCACCGAGGGGGUGUGGCUGCGUCGUGGGGGCGUGGCAGGCGACUCAGCCGAUCACACGAUGUGACGCGCCGCCGGAGGCAGGCCGGGCCCUCAAGAUGGCGGCGUGCGCCCGGAGCGGCUCGGCCCGGCAGUAGUGGCGGGACCGCACUCGCCGCUGGGGCCGCCCGCCCCUUGAGUGGCUGCUGCAGCGCCGGGAGUCGAGGAUGGUAAAAUGACCCAGGGGAAGAAAAAGAAACGGGCCGCGAACCGCAGUAUCAUGCUGGCCAAGAAGAUCAUCAUUAAGGACGGAGGCACGCCUCAAGGAAUAGGCUCCCCUAGUGUUUAUCAUGCGGUUAUUGUCAUCUUUUUGGAGUUUUUUGCUUGGGGACUACUGACAGCACCCACACUGGUGGUAUUGCAUGAAACCUUCCCUAAACAUACAUUUCUGAUGAAUGGCUUAAUUCAAGGAGUAAAGGGUUUGUUGUCAUUCCUCAGUGCCCCACUUAUUGGUGCUCUUUCUGAUGUUUGGGGCCGGAAAUCAUUCUUGCUGCUAACAGUGUUUUUCACAUGUGCCCCCAUUCCUCUAAUGAAGAUCAGCCCAUGGUGGUACUUUGCUGUUAUCUCUGUUUCUGGGGUUUUUGCAGUGACAUUCUCUGUGGUAUUUGCAUAUGUAGCAGAUAUAACUCAAGAGCAUGAAAGAAGUAUGGCUUAUGGGCUGGUUUCAGCAACGUUCGCUGCCAGCUUAGUCACCAGUCCUGCAAUUGGAGCUUACCUUGGACGAGUAUAUGGGGACAGCUUAGUGGUGGUCCUUGCUACAGCAAUCGCUCUGCUAGACAUCUGUUUUAUCCUUGUUGCUGUGCCAGAGUCAUUGCCUGAGAAGAUGCGGCCAGCAUCAUGGGGAGCUCCCAUUUCCUGGGAACAGGCUGACCCCUUUGCAUCUUUAAAAAAAGUGGGCCAAGAUUCCAUAGUGCUGCUGAUCUGUAUCACGGUGUUUCUCUCCUACCUACCAGAAGCAGGCCAGUACUCCAGCUUCUUCUUAUACCUCAGACAGAUAAUGAAAUUUUCCCCAGAAAGUGUGGCAGCCUUUAUAGCGGUCCUGGGCAUUCUGUCCAUCAUUGCACAGACCAUAGUCUUGAGUUUACUCAUGAGGUCAAUUGGAAAUAAGAACACGAUCUUAUUGGGUCUGGGAUUUCAAAUAUUGCAGCUGGCAUGGUAUGGCUUUGGUUCAGAACCUUGGAUGAUGUGGGCUGCUGGGGCAGUUGCAGCCAUGUCUAGCAUUACCUUUCCAGCUGUUAGUGCCCUUGUUUCACGAACUGCUGACGCUGAUCAACAGGGUGUUGUUCAAGGAAUGAUAACAGGAAUCCGAGGAUUGUGCAAUGGUCUAGGACCAGCCCUUUAUGGGUUCAUUUUCUACAUAUUUCAUGUGGAACUUAAAGAACUGCCAAUCACAGGAACAGACCUGGGGACAAACACAAGCCCACAGCAUCACUUUGAACAGAAUUCCAUCAUCCCCGGCCCCCCCUUCCUGUUCGGAGCCUGUUCGGUACUGCUGGCUCUGCUCGUUGCCUUGUUUAUUCCAGAACACACUAACUUAAGUUUAAGGUCCAGCAGUUGGAGAAAGCACUGUGGUGGUCACAGCCAUCCUCACAGUACACAAGCGCCAGGAGAGGCCAAAGAACCUUUACUCCAGGACACGAAUGUGUAAUGAACGAAAUCAGGAAGACUUUUCUAUCAGCACCCAGGUCUUAGUUUUCACCUGUAGUUCUGGAUGUACAUUCCAUUUCCAUCUACAAUGUACUUUAAGACUGUCUUAAGAAAUAUCUGCAUGAACUCCGUGGGAACUAAAGAAAGAAACAGACAGUUUUUUCCAAAGAUGUUACAAUUUCUUUCUUUCUAAAAGAAACCUUUUCUUUAUUAGCACCACUCUCUUGCCACUAAACUGUUUUAUUACACAUCUUUAAUUAAAGCUAUGUAUAUGUAACUCCACUGUCAGCGCAUCUCUGCUGCCAUUUCCUUAGCUGUUGAGCCUUUACCUGCUCGUGCUGACUCAGUGACAUGGUAGGCAGGGUGGUUAUGGACCUGUUUGCUUGAUCGUUGUAAAAGCCUGAGUCAGAUCUUAAUAUUGUAAAAUCUUGGGUCAAAUAAUUCAAAGCCUUAAUGCAGAUGCACUAGAAUAAAGAAAUGGUAAAGAAUUGUUUGCAUUUAAAACACAAACUUGUGAAAAUUGUAGAAAAUCAGAAUCAUGUUUCAAGCUUGUUUUACCAUAAUUUCAUUUAAAACAUUCACUACUAUUUUGAAGUAUGAAAAUAUCAGCCACUUAGAAUUUGAAUGGGGGGUCAGAGCCUGUACAUCUAUGUUCUGGCUCAACUUGUUUAAAUUUGUUCUGCUCCUUAUACCACUAUUCUUUUGAUGUUUGCAUAAUCAUAAGGACCUCAACACUUGAAUACCAUAAUCUAAAAUUAUAUAGUAAAGCUGGUAGCCUUGAAAAUGUCAAUGUGAUAUCUAUAUGUAGAUAAAUAUAUAUAGUGGCCUUUCAGGACUGUCACAGUAACACUUUAUUUACAGAGCUAAUGUUUGUCCUAAAUUUUCAGGACCCUAGAAGAGAGCUUUAUACAAUUACUGAUGUGAAUUUCUCUAAAGUGUAUAUUUUUGUGUCCAGUUAUAUUAUUUAAAAAAAGUGUUACUUUGUAAAAAUUGUACAUAAAGUAUUGUAUAGUUUACACUGUUUUCAUCUUGUGUGUGGUUACUGCCUAAUGCUUUUUAAACUUGGAGCAUUCACUAUGAUUAAAUAAGGUCUCAAAAUGUAAAUAUUCUGUUAAUAAAAUUAAAUAUUUUAAUGA